Eimeria acervulina is the source of this 778-nucleotide messenger RNA. RefSeq names its product phosphoglucan, water dikinase protein, putative. The transcript is spliced from 6 exons. Gene Ontology annotation, molecular function: ATP binding. NCBI's taxonomy places the organism in Eukaryota, Apicomplexa, Conoidasida, Eucoccidiorida, Eimeriidae. The annotation marks the transcript as partial. The record is from RefSeq and is a predicted model, not a curated record.
GUGUAUGUGUCUUCCCUUUGGGUCGAUGGAGUGGGCGCUUCACGAAGAAGGCCGCGAAGAAGAAUAUAAAAGUUUGCUGCAGCAACUCGAACAGCUUCAACAUGAAGGAGAAGAGAUGAAGAGAGUCUGCGCAUGCAUGCAGCAGCUAAUAAUGAGUCUUUCUCUUCCUCCAGGUGUUGAAGAGGAGACAUCAAUAGUCUUCGGAAAUAGAAGCAGAAUUUGUCUCCGAUCUUCUGCUAAUGUUGAAGACCUUAAAGGAGGUUUAAAGCAUCAGAGGUUUUUAUAUGCAUGCAAAGAUAAAGAUACAGAUGCAUACACCCCAAAUAAUAAUAAUAAUCAUAAUCUUAAUCAUAAUAAUCAAACGCCUGAGGUGUAUGCUGAGCUUGUACCCGGGCUAGGAGAAGCCCUUGCAAGCUCAACUAUGAGGGGGUCUGCUUACAGAAUGCUUAUUGAUAAAGAAACAGGGGCUUACAAGCUGCUGUCUGCAUGCAGUUAUUCAAAUAUCAUCCUACCAGUCAUCCCUCGCAGCAAAAGCUUCCUUACGCUGCGAGACAACGGAAGUGCAGGUUCUUCGACUGUGGAGCCAGAGAAGUUGUUAAGAUUUAAGGUGUAUGAUCAGACAGCAGAUUCUUUUGCUUCUUCUCAUUCUUUGCGAGAAAAGAUAGCUAAACAAAUUGCUGCUGUUUCUGUCUUUCUAGACGGCCCUCAGGACGUGGAGGGUGUAAUAUCAAAGAAUGAUAUUUAUAUUGUGCAAGCGAGACCCCAAGCAGAAGAAUAA